This is a messenger RNA of Camellia sinensis, 1064 nucleotides long. NCBI's taxonomy places the organism in Eukaryota, Viridiplantae, Streptophyta, Magnoliopsida, Ericales, Theaceae. The record is from RefSeq and is a predicted model, not a curated record.
AUGUUGGUGGAGGAGGCUGAAUAUUGGUGGGAGGCCACGCAACGCCUACUUACGGCAAGUGGCACCGGAGGAUUGACCUGGAACCAAUUCACUAAGGUUUUCAAUGACAAGUACUUUCCAGCUACCUAUCGGUAUGAAAAAGAAAGAGAGUUCCUUCGGCUAGAGCAAGGGGAUUUGACUGUAGCUCAAUAUGAAGCUAAGUUCAUUUCUUUAUCUCGUUUUGCCCCUUCGUUUGUGGAUGAUGAGGAGGUCAAAUGUCGUCGUUUUACAGAUGGGUUGGAUUUGGACAUCAAAUCUCGUAUCCGAGUAUUGGGAAUAACUAACUAUUCAACCUUGGUUGAUAAAGCCUUAACAGUUGAGAAAGAUGUCAUAGAAAUGAAGUUAGCGGAACAACAGAAGAAGCGCCACCUUAGUUCAUCCCAUCAUGAGAACACAUCUAAUAGACCGUCAAAGAGAGGUGGUCAUGGUUAUGGUUCAGUCAAGAGCUCUAGUGCAUAUCAAAAAAAUAGAGAGCAUCCCACCCCAACCCAAAGCAUUUCUAAUCAGUGUCAUGGACAGUCUAGUGGGACAUCAUCUCAGUUUACUCGAAGUGUUUGCAAGCAAUGUGGACGGGCACAUACAGGUGUUUGUCAUGCUGGUACCGACUUGUGUUUUCGUUGUGGCCAGAAGGGUCAUUUGGUGAAAGAUUGCACAGUUCCUAAAAUGACUAAUUUGGGAGAUACACGAGCUUGCUUCAAUUGCGAACAACCCGGACAUUUGGCUAGAGAUUGCACACGAACUGCUUCAUCUGCUAGUAUUGGAGUUGGUAGUAAUAAAAUUUCAGGUGCCGGCCGAGGGGGAAGCCGAGGAGGAGGUCAGGUUGGACUAGGCUAUUGCUUAUCCAUUACUACUCCUAUUGGGGAUUGUGUUAUAAUUGAGGAGGUAUAUCGAGGUUGUGUAUUACAGUUGGGAGAUAGGGAGAUGGUAGCGGAUUUAUUGCCUUUAGAGAUGUUUGAUUUUGAUUUGAUUUUUGGAAUGGAUUGGUUGGCUUCUUACCAUGCUUCGGUGGAUUGUUAUAGGAAGAG